AUGGAAGAAGAAACACAGCACAAAAGCAAUAAAAACACCCAACAACUCACUUCCUCGUUUCUCCACUCGCUCAGAGGAGCCGCCAGGGAUCUGCGUAUCAACAACCCAAUCUUCUCCCUCUCCGUCACCGACAUCCAGCCCGCCGCCAUAGCAAAGAUCUUGAAGCUAGAAACAGAAUCCGGCGCCACUACCCUUCUCUCUGGCGACCCAAAUCUCUUCAAAGUCUCUCAAUUCUUGACCGACCUCAAAACCCUUCACCGGGAUCUCGAGAAAUCGGGAGGGUACAGCUUGCGAUCCAUCCUCCGCCGCCGAAUCGCCGCUUACAGAAUCUACCAGCUCGCCAUCAAGAUUGAGGCUGAGAUUCGGGUGUAUUUCGAUCGGGAGCUGAUACAGAAGCUUGUGAAGACUCUCCAGUUACGGGAGGGCGAGAAGGAAGAGGAUGAGAAAAUUAGGGUAUUGGAGGAGUUCGAGGAGCGAUUGAGUUCUGGGUUCGAUCGGGAGUUCCAGGAAUUGGUCCUGAAAGCGAAGCUCUUCUCGAUCCUCGAAUCGCUACUGUGCAAAUCGGAUCGGCGGCCGACGACGAGAGUCAAGGAACACGUGGCUCGCGCCAUCGUCGGGUUGGUCCGAUUCAACAAGGACGUGUUCGUCGGACUCGUUCUAAUGGGCUCGACGGUUCCCGCUCUGGUGUCGAUGGGCACCAGGUGUUCGAUACAAGUCCUGACUGAGCUCGUGUCGCUAAUCCGGACCCCCUUGAUCGACGAAAUGGAGCUGGACGGGCAGAUCCCCAGAGUCGUCGCUUUACUCGGGUCAAACUCGGAGAAUGGCGAUGACGAUCGUCUGUUGCCGAUCAAAACGGCGGCGUUCUAUUGCGUGUGCGAGAUAGCGUACCACGGGAGGAAGGAAGUGAUCGAGGCGAUGCUGGAACAGGGAUUGAUAAAGAAGCUCGUGGAGCUGCAGAGGUCGAGACACGGUGACAACUUCGUGGAGGCGGAGGGCACCGGCGCCGGAGAUCGUCCGUUCGGGAGCUGCGUGGCGAAGUUUGCGGUGCAGGUGGAGGUGGGAGAGGGGUUGAGUGGGGGGGAGAGGAAAGAGCUGAAGAGGGAAAUGGUGGAGAGAGUGAGGGAUGCCUGUGUAUCUGAAGCUGAAGCUGCCUCUAUUUUAGCAGAGGUGCUUUGGGGUUCCACGCCGUGA
This is a messenger RNA of Linum tenue, 1191 nucleotides long. The record is from the annotation of a GenBank genome assembly. NCBI's taxonomy places the organism in Eukaryota, Viridiplantae, Streptophyta, Magnoliopsida, Malpighiales, Linaceae.